Molecule: messenger RNA, 639 nt
Organism: Erigeron canadensis
Lineage: Eukaryota; Viridiplantae; Streptophyta; Magnoliopsida; Asterales; Asteraceae
Product: zinc-finger homeodomain protein 2-like
Exons: 1
Coding region: 1-639 (212 amino acids)
Biological process (GO): regulation of DNA-templated transcription; regulation of developmental process
Cellular component (GO): nucleus
Molecular function (GO): DNA-binding transcription factor activity; transcription cis-regulatory region binding
Source: RefSeq, a predicted model, not a curated record
AUGGAGAUCAAUAACGGACAUGUUGAAGCUAGUGAGAGGAAUGAGCCUGGAUUUCGCUACCUUGAAUGUCAAAAGAAUCAUGUCGCCUCAGCGACAAUUGGAUUUGUAGUUGAUGGGUGCGGCGAGUUCAUGCCAGGAGGAGAAGAGGGCACGAUUGAAUCAGUAACAUGCGCCGCAUGCCAUUGCCACCGCAAUUUUCAUAGAAAAGAGCCGAUAAUUCCAUACCAAGCCCCGGUAAUAGGACAUUUAGUUAAUUACUAUACACAACCCCAAUACUAUAGGCCUUCUGGAUACCUCGUGCUGACUUCACAGGCUCCCAAAAACCGUGAGCUGGCAAUAGUACCAGUAGCUCCAAGGGAAGGUUUUGAAGAAAUAUUGAACGUUGGCGCCAGUGCAAGUGGCGCCAGUCGGGCGUCUGGAUCAGGAACUACAAAGAAGCGGUUUCGUACCAAGUUUACUAAGGAGCAAAAGGAUAAGAUGAUGCGUUUUGCUGAAAGUAUAGGAUGGAAGAUUAAAAAGGAAAGUGAAGAGGUUGUGAAAGAAUUCUGCGAAGAAAAUGGGAUUAAGAGGCAGGUGCUUAAGGUAUGGAUGCAUAAUAAUAAAAAUACUAUUGGUAAAAAGAUCUCAAUUAAUAGUUAG